This is a messenger RNA of Nematolebias whitei (Rio pearlfish), 4326 nucleotides long. Its product is annotated as protocadherin-9. Gene Ontology annotation, cellular component: plasma membrane. NCBI's taxonomy places the organism in Eukaryota, Metazoa, Chordata, Actinopteri, Cyprinodontiformes, Rivulidae. Gene Ontology annotation, biological process: homophilic cell-cell adhesion. The transcript has 5 exons. The record is from RefSeq and is a predicted model, not a curated record. Gene Ontology annotation, molecular function: calcium ion binding. Bases 230 to 3940 code for a protein of 1236 amino acids.
AUAUUUGGAAGGGAUUUUUUCUUCUUCUUCAAUUUAACUUAAAAGAAAGAAAGAUAAAAAGAAACUAAAGGAGCAUCUCUCCGGAUGAGAAGACUAAAUGAGCUGACACACUCCAGAUUCUCCUCUGCUGCAUCGGAUCUGGGUGUGGAAGAUUCCUGCCAUCACAUGCAACGAUUCACUGACUGAAAAGCUUGUAUAGAGAAAAAUAAAGAAGCAAAAUAACGUUGCCAUGGAUCUAAAAGACUAUUACCUGUUGGGUGCUCUGCUCGCAUGCAUAUGGCUCGAUCCAUCAAUAGCUCAAGAGCUAAUCUAUCCCAUCAGGGAGGAAUUGCAAGAAAAUGUCCUCAUUGGAAACAUACCAAAGGCCCUGAACAUCUCCCAUAUGAACACUGCCACUGCAGCAAGUGUUAAUCUAGUGUACCGGCUUGUCUCCAAAACGGGAGAUAACCCACUAGUCCGUGUUCUGAGCAGCACUGGAGAAAUAUUCACCACAUCAAACCGGAUCGACAGAGAGAAGUUGUGCCCCGGCCCCUCGUUUGAGGACAGCGAAUGCUCCUUUGAUAUCGAAAUGGUCAUCCUGCCUAAUGAUUAUUUCAGGCUGAUUAAGAUUAAAAUAAUCGUCAAAGACACGAAUGAUAAUGCCCCCAUGUUCCCGUCCCCGGUGAUCAACAUUUCCAUCCCCGAGAACACCCUCAUUAACAGCCGCUUCGCCAUCCCCUCUGCCACUGACCCGGACACCGGCCCCAACAGCGUCCACAAAUACGAGCUGAUCAACGGGCAGAGUGCCUUCAGCUUAGACAUAGUUGAGACGCCUGAGGGGGAGAAGUGGCCCCAGCUCAUCGUGCAGCAGAAUCUGGACAGAGAGCAGAAAGAUACGUAUGUGAUGAAGAUUAAAGUAGAAGACGGCGGCGUUCCACAGAAAUCCAGCACUGCCAUUCUUCAGGUUACAGUAACAGAUGUCAAUGACAACAAACCAGUGUUUAAAGAGAGUCAGACAGAGGUGCAUAUUCCUGAAAACUCCCCCAUUGGCACAUCUGUUAUGCAGCUCCAAGCCACAGAUGCAGACAUAGGAGCAAAUGCAGAGAUACGUUAUGUAUUUGGGACUCAGGUGUCCCCUGCUACAAAAAGACUCUUUGCAUUAAACACAACAUCUGGCCUAAUUACAGUGCAGCGACCUCUGGACAGGGAGGAGACUGCUAUUCACAAGCUCUCUGUUUUAGCCAGUGAUGGCAGCUCGAGUCCAGCCAGAGCUACCAUCACCAUAAAUGUGACUGAUGUAAAUGACAAUCCACCCAAUAUAGACCUGAGAUACAUAAUCAGUCCCAUUAAUGGCACUGUUUUCCUCUCUGAGAAGGAUCCCAUCAAUACAAAGAUAGCUCUCAUCACGGUGUCAGACAAAGACACAGACAUCAACGGCAAGGUCAUUUGUUUCAUAGAGAAGGAUGUGCCCUUCCACCUGAAAGCUGUGUAUGACAACCAGUAUCUGUUAGAGACAUCUGCGCUGCUCGACUACGAGGGGACGAAGGAAUACAACUUUAAGAUUGUUGCCUCAGAUUCUGGAAAGCCGAGCUUGAAUCAGACAGCCUUGGUGAGAGUCAGGCUGGAGGAUGAGAAUGACAACCCACCUAUUUUUACUCAGCCAGUCAUCGAGCUGGCCAUCAUGGAAAACAACAAACGCGACCUGUUCCUCACCACGCUCAGCGCCACAGACGAGGACAGCGGGAAGAACGCAGAGAUUGUGUAUCAGCUGGGACCAAAUGCAUCGUUUUUUGACCUGGACCGUAAAACUGGGGUCCUGACCGCAUCCAGGGUGUUUGACAGAGAGGAUCAAGAUAGGUUCCUCUUCACUGUUACAGCUAGAGAUAAUGGGACCCCCCCUUUGCAGACGCAGGCAGCUGUUAUUGUAACUGUGCUGGAUGAGAAUGAUAACAAUCCCAAGUUCACACAUAACCACUUUCAGUUCUUUGUGUCAGAGAAUCUACCUAAAUACAGCACGGUGGGAGUGAUAACUGUCACAGAUUCUGAUGCUGGAGAAAAUGCUGCCGUCUCUCUUUCUAUCCUGAAUGACAAUGAAAACUUUAUUCUUGAUGCGUAUUCUGGGGUGAUAAAAUCCAACGUGUCGUUUGACAGGGAGCAGCAGAGCUCGUACACUUUUGAUGUUAGGGCUGUGGACAGUGGUAGACCGCCUUGUUCCUCAGCUGCAAAGGUGACCAUCAAUGUCAUUGACGUCAACGACAACACGCCCAUCGUCAUCUACCCCCCCUCCAACACAUCGUUCAAGCUCGUCCCUCUCUCCUCCAUUCCUGGAUCUGUGGUAGCAGAGGUGUUUGCAGUUGAUGGGGACACGGGGAUGAACGCAGAACUGAAAUACUCAAUUGUGAGCGGGAAUAACAAGGGUUUGUUCAGAAUCGAUCCAGUCACUGGAAAUAUCACGCUUGAGGAAAAACCUGCUGUAACUGACAUAGGCUUACACAGACUAGUGGUCAACAUUAGUGACCUGGGAUAUCCCAAAUCACUCCACACUCUUGUGCUGGUAUUUCUGUAUGUUAAUGACACUGUGGGCAAUUCAUCAUUAAUUUAUGACCUCAUCCGGCGCACCAUGGAGACCCCGAUUGACAGAAACAUUGGCGAAAGCAGUGAAACUUACCAAAGUGGUGACUAUCUAACUAUAAUGAUAGCUUUCAUUACCGGCGCUUUAGUGGUGAUUAUUGUCAUCUUUGUGACGGUGCUGCUGCGGUGUCGCCAUGCUUCUCGGUUCAAAGCUGCACAGCGAAAAAAGCAGGGGGCCGAGUGGAUGUCGCCCAACACAGAAAACAAGCAGAACAAGAAGAAGAAACGCAAGAAAAGGAAGUCCCCCAAAAGCUCUUUGCUCAACUUUGUCACCAUCGAGGGGAACAAGCCUGACGACCCUGCCCAUGAGCCAAUCAACGGAAGCAUCAGUCUGCCCACAGAGCUGGAGGAGCAAGGGAUUGGACGCUUUGAUUGGAAUGCCACGCCCACCACCACCUUCAAACCCACCAGCCCAGACCUGGCCCGGCACUACAAGUCUGCAUCGCCGCAAUCGGCCUUCCACCUCAAGGCCGACACACCUGUCUCAGUCAAGAAGCAUCACGUCAUUCAGGAACUCCCGUUGGAUAACACAUUUGUUGGGGGUUGUGACACCCUUUCCAAGAGAUCCUCCACGAGCUCAGACCACUUCAGUGCCUCAGAGAGCAGCUCCCAAGGAGGGUUCAAAACCAAGGGGCCCAUGCACACCAGACAGCAGGGGACAUUAACUCGUGCCCGAACCGAACUGAAUCCUGAAUAUCUGGACCUUCGUCCGCGAGCAGAGUUGAAUCCUGAAUACUGGACCCCUUGCACCCCUUUAUCCCAGCGGCGCGUCACGUUUCACCUGCCGGACGGCUCCCAGGAGAGCUGCAGUGACAGCGGUCUGGGGGACCACGAGCCUGUAGGCAGUGGCUCUCUCCUUACACAACCUCUCCCUCUGGUGCAGGCGCAGGAUGACUUCUACGAGCAGGCCUCCCCCGACAAGAGGACCGAAGCCGACGGCAACUCAGACCCCAACUCUGAUGGCCUCCUGGGACCACGUGGCCUGGUGGAAGCCACAGAGAUGUGCACGCAGGAGUGCCUCGUCCUGGGACAUUCAGACAACUGUUGGAUGCCUCCAACGUUAGGAACGUACCAGCACCCUAAGUCACCUGUGUCCAGCUUUGGGUCUCAGAGGGAGUGGGGUCCAAAGGACAAACUCCUCAAUGGACACACUCUUUCUAGAACCUGGAAAAAUGAGAGCGGACGUUUGGAGCAUUUUGGUGACAGGAAGCAGUUUGGGAGCGGAGAGGGACACUUCAGCAGCAGUGGCAUUGCAGAUAUUCCUUUGGUGAGUCUGAAGUCCUGCCAGUCAGCCUCCUGUCCAGACAGCCCGAAGGACCAGCAGCUAUAAGAUGGACCUUUGUGCAGUUAGGAACCCUCAUAUCUGGACAGAGUACACAGGUGGUGCAUUUCACCUGAGCUCCUGAUUCAUCGGUUUAUUUCUCAUUUCAUCUUUUUCCUCUGAAUUUGAUGCCUCUGCAGUGUAAAAGCCACAUGUACUGUGUAGGCAAGAAAAAAAAAAGUACUGAUGCUUUGUUCUCCUCAAGAAAACGUCUCUGUUGCUCUACGGGAAAAAUCAUGGAUUUAAUCAAUGUUAAAUAACAUUUCCUGUGCACUUCAUGUGUGAAUUGAACACGUGGAGGAAGGACUUGCAUCAAAAAAAAAAAAAAAAAAAAAAAAGACUGACCAAUAUAUUCAAAUAUAUGUGGUGUGAUUGUUGUCCAGGACUAUAUUAAU